Molecule: messenger RNA, 1158 nt
Organism: Microsporum canis CBS 113480
Lineage: Eukaryota; Fungi; Ascomycota; Eurotiomycetes; Onygenales; Arthrodermataceae
Product: GliK
Exons: 1
Coding region: 1-1158 (385 amino acids)
Molecular function (GO): gamma-glutamylcyclotransferase activity
Source: RefSeq, a predicted model, not a curated record
AUGACAAUGAAGGAAGCUCCAGAUGGCAUGAGAGCCGAGCUUGAAACUCAAGCUUCAAUUGACGCGGCAUGGGAUUCUUCUGCUAUCAAACGGCGCCUGUCCAUCAGCCAACCAGAACCCGAGCCUCCGGUAAUACCACAUACAUCAACCGAUAGACAGCAUGCAGCAGCUCAUGAUGAAGCCAUCAGCAUCGAUGCCCUGGAGGCAGAGAGAAAGAUCAUUGCUGAAGAACCUGAGAAAGAGGCUUUAUUAGAAGAGAAAGAAGAGAAGCAGACCAUCCUAUAUCUUGCAUACGGCUCGAACAUGUGCGCCCAAACAUUCCGGAAGACUCGCAAAGUCACGCCUCUUUCACAAGUGAACGUCUACGUACCAAAUCUCUCUCUUACGUUUGAUCUUCCUGGAGUUGCAUACCUCGAGCCAUGCUUUGCGGGAACACAGUAUCGCAACCAAAAAAAUGGCAUGCCGAUUUACCCCGACAGACCCCAACAAGCUAGCGACGGGGAUGGCUUGUGGCAUAAACCACUUGUUGGGGCUGUAUAUGAGGUUACUCUGAAGGAUUAUGCGCGGAUAAUAGCUACAGAGGGUGGUGGCUCGUCAUAUGUUGAUGUUGUCGUGGAUUGUCACCCGUUUCCUGGAGAUUAUGAUCCGGAAAAGCAAGUGCCUGACAUACCAGAUACCGAACCGUUUAAGGCCCAUACCCUUCUCUCUCCUGCCACUGCUGGAAAGAGCUCUGGUUGUGGGACUGGAAACAUAAAGAAAUCAUCUUUGUUAAACGCCAGAUUCAAUAGAAGUUGGCCUAACUAUGCACGACCUUCACCACGAUAUAUGAACCUUCUCAUCACAGGUGCGAAGGAACAUGAUUUACCAUCGGAAUACCGCCAGUAUCUUGCCUCUAUUGAACCCUAUCGACCUACAACUGUCAUGCAACGUGUAGGCCAAUUCAUAUUUGGUUUAGUCUGGCUCCCCCCUCUACUCAUCAGCCUUAGGCUUAAUGCAUUGUUUGCGAAUAAGGAUGGGAAAACACCAGGAUGGUUAGCUGUGUUUCAGCGUGCUGCUUUUGCUGGAUCUUGGAUGAGCUAUGAUUUGAUUUUCAAAUACAUAUUCGGAGAUGGUGAACGCACAAUACCAAAAUACGCUUCUGGUGUGAAGUUAGAAUAA